Messenger RNA from Bolinopsis microptera, 1005 nucleotides. RefSeq names its product rhodopsin, GQ-coupled-like. Gene Ontology annotation, molecular function: G protein-coupled peptide receptor activity. The transcript has a single exon. NCBI's taxonomy places the organism in Eukaryota, Metazoa, Ctenophora, Tentaculata, Lobata, Bolinopsidae. The record is from RefSeq and is a predicted model, not a curated record. Gene Ontology annotation, cellular component: plasma membrane. The coding region runs from base 1 to 1005 and encodes 334 amino acids. Gene Ontology annotation, biological process: neuropeptide signaling pathway.
AUGGAAAACAAUAAAACAGAAAACGUGGUUACAGGUGUCAACCUUAUCCUGUUCUCUUAUUCGCUCUUCACUACCGUCGCCGGCUCCAUAGGAAAUACUUUUAUCAUCUAUGCAACAACAAGAAAAAACCAUGUAUUCCACAUGAACAGGACAAACAUGUGUUUCAUCAGGAAUCUAGCAAUUUCAGACCUGCUUUACAUAAUAGCAAGGGUGGUCCCAGUGAUGAUAACAAACUUGACGAUUGUUUGGAAGUUUGGCUAUAAAGUCUGCUUAAUAUCUGCAACAACAGCCUCGAUUGCUGCAAUCGCCAAUGUUAACUUGAUAGCAGCACUUACAGUCUACAGAUUGACAAUGCUCUCCUUUCCCCUCAGAAAUCUCCAACUUCUGCUUAAACAUUCAAAGGCACUUUGCUACGCACUAUGGUUGUAUUCAAGCAUACUUGGAUUCAGAAGUCUAUUUGUGGUAACAAAAGCAGUUUUUGUGAAGCAAAUCUCAACUUGCAUCUUAAACUAUAACUACAAUGGUGUGGAGAACAUCUUGUAUUCUACGAUGUUUCUUAUAACACCUUUUUCAAUAAUCAUACUGUGCAACAUUCUACUAGCCAUAAAAACAUUCAUCUACACAAGGAAUGUAAAAGCCAACAGUCAAAUAAGAAUAACGAAGAUUGGGAUGAAAACAAUGUUGGAAAAGCGACGAAGACAAGCAACAAUCACAGUUGGAAGUUUGUCACUUCUGUUGAUAAUGUCUUGGUUGCCAGGAUUUAUCAAAAGGUUUGGGGGCAUGAAGGGCUCCCAUCCAGGACUAUCACAAGCUACAAUUUAUCUCUAUUUCCUUAAUUCAUUUGGAAACCCUAUUCUAUAUACCCUCUGUAGUCACGAUUUCAAAACGUUUGUGUUGAAGAAAAUCAAAUCUUGUAUGUGCAAAGCAGAACCUACAGUGCAGAUGACAAGAAAAAAGACUGGUGCGACCCAGGUAAAAAAUUUGAUGCCCCAAGUAACCAGAUGA